UACAUACGUACAGUUUGUCGUUCGGUUGGUUAGUUGGUGCGUGUGCACAGCCAUUUAGUAGUACGGAUCUCCACCACUCCCGGUUGGAUGGAGUGCGGAGUGUGAUGUAGAUAGAUUCUAGCGCAGGCGCCCAUGAUGGCGCCUGCCAUUGGCCACUGCUCGCCCGUACGUCACGGACCCUGACCUGCGCGCUGCAGCCGAGUGGCAGUAGGAAAACAGUCUUCCGAAUCCAUUUCUUCUCCAGAGGUGUCGGCAAUUGGCGGCUCGCCGUUUUGCAUGACAUGGAAUCUGGGACGACUGCCUUCGUGAUACUGGCAGUGUGCGCCACGGCCAGCGCCAUCAUGUUCAGCAGAAACGCGAAGCCCUCCAUAUACAAUGACUUGGUUUGUCAGCUGCCCGACGGCUCUGGUGGUGUGUGUCGUGCUGCCAGUGACUGCCCAUCAGUGCAUUCUGCUAAAGCAUGUGUUGCCAGAGGUCUUGUCUGUUGUCCCAGUGCCACAUCCCCUGCACCUAUCACUGGUGUUGGCAUCAAAAGCAAACAGGAAUGUGAGAAAAGUGCACAACUAGCAACAGUGAGUGAGUGCCCACCGAUUGAAAUGAUUCCUGGCAAGAAUGUGGCUGUGCCAGGCCUAUUCCCCUACUUGGCAGCACUAGGGUAUGGUAAUCUGAGUGACAACAAGUGGUAUUGUGCUGGUGUGCUUGUGAGUGAAUCUUACGUCCUCACUACUGCAGGAUGUCUAAAUAGUUCUACGGUUGGCAUUGUGCGACGUGUACGCCUGGGUGAUGUUGACUUAACAACACCAAGCGGUGAUGAAGCUGUGCAGGUGAUUGAUGUUGAAUGGGUAAUCCCACAUCCUCUCUUUGAACGAAAGUUCAAGUUCCAUAAUGUGGCUGUCCUCCAUUUGCACACACCAGCCGAACUUAGCCCACGUGUUCGGCCUGCUUGCUUGAAUACAUUAAGACAGCUGCCAACAAAUCACGCAAUUAUAACAGGAUAUGGAGCUGAAAGUUUUGAAUCAACAGAGCAUGGCAUUGCACGCUAUGUAGAUGUCACUGAAAUACCUGCAUUGCAGUGCCAAAAAACAGACCCAUUUCGGGUUAAGAGUUAUAUCAAAGUUAAUGGAUCAAUGAUAUGUGCUGCAGAAAAAGAUGGUGGCCGUGACUCUUGCAGUGGUGAUUCCGGAGGUCCACUUCAAGUUCGGCUUGACAAGCCUCACUGUCAGUUCAGUGUUGCUGGAUUAACUUCGUGGGGAUUAGUGCCCUGUGGGUUGCCAGGCCAACCUUCCAUGUAUACAAGCAUUGCUGAAUACUUACCAUGGAUUGAGUCAAUUGUUUGGCCUUAAAUAUGAGCAGUCUGUUUGAGAGAUAAUAUUAUUCAGAUAUAUGUGAAAACUGGUACCCUACACUUCAUUGCACUCUUUGAUUUACUGUACAGUUUAUUAUUUCAAGAAAUCACAGAUGAAAGAGAGAAUGAGAGAACAUAAGAAGUAUAGAAAAUAUUGUUGGAAUACAGAAGAAAAUGCAAAUUUUGCAUUUAUGACUUGGAAAUUAUUACAAGUGAGCCAAUAUGACAAACAAGAAAAGAAAAGACAGUUCCAUCUAAUAUCUGAUACACACUUAUAUUUGUUCUUCCAGUUCAGUUUUGCACUGCCACACUACUUCAAUGGUUCUGGAAGGAAGGAACAAAGUUGGUUUUAUUCCAUGGCCAUGAUAUUUCUGCCAUUUUGUCAUAACAGUUCUUAAGAUUUUAAAUUAAAAGCUAUUGUAAAUGGUGAAUGUGAAAUUCAAAAUGAAGUUGCUCAGUCCUCCAUAUUUCUUACACACACACACACACACACACACACACACACACACACACACACACAAAGGCCCGGACUUGAUAAAGUUGUUGGGGGUAGAGGGGUUGUGGCCAACAAUGAUUACAUAAGGAUAUAAGGUCCUAUAUGUAACAGAUCACUUAGUGUUUUGUUUACUUGCAGCCAGUAUUAUAGCGGUGUUCUAAAAGUUUCUAACCAGCCAGCUGCAUGUAAAUGCAAUAGCUGUGCCAUCAAAUGAUACACAAAGUUAUUUAUGUCCCAUGAAGCAGGUCAGUAGUUGUACAAAACAGAUGAAUUAAUACACUUCAAGAGUUGUACUGUAAUUUUUGGCUGCAAACUUUCUCCUCACUUCAUUCCUGAAUAUAAAUUCAUCACGUAUGUCAUCAGAGUGUAGUGUAUCCUUUGUCUGGCAUCAAAGAUCAAAUGAAAAUCGUAGAAAUAGAUAAAUCUGCUAAACAGUA
Molecule: messenger RNA, 2278 nt
Organism: Schistocerca nitens (vagrant locust)
Lineage: Eukaryota; Metazoa; Arthropoda; Insecta; Orthoptera; Acrididae
Product: serine protease snake-like
Exons: 7
Coding region: 282-1343 (353 amino acids)
Biological process (GO): proteolysis
Molecular function (GO): serine-type endopeptidase activity
Source: RefSeq, a predicted model, not a curated record